Clupea harengus (Atlantic herring) is the source of this 3064-nucleotide messenger RNA. It is a transcript of the gene sox8a, whose product is annotated as SRY-box transcription factor 8a. The record is from RefSeq and is a predicted model, not a curated record. Gene Ontology annotation, molecular function: DNA-binding transcription factor activity, RNA polymerase II-specific; RNA polymerase II cis-regulatory region sequence-specific DNA binding. NCBI's taxonomy places the organism in Eukaryota, Metazoa, Chordata, Actinopteri, Clupeiformes, Clupeidae. Gene Ontology annotation, biological process: neural crest cell development; negative regulation of transcription by RNA polymerase II; morphogenesis of an epithelium. Gene Ontology annotation, cellular component: nucleus.
UGUCCUGCAAACGGUCGUGCGUAAUGCCGUUUGGCAAUGAGAAUGUUGUCAAUGGCUCGCGCAUCACUACCUCCGCCCAGCACGCGCGACUGUUAGAGCCAGACCACACUCAAGUGGCACGAGAAUAACACAGGCCUAAUUCAGAAAUGUUGAGAAAUUACUGUACAGUUGUCCUUGGAAAUAUCUAGGCUUCCCAUUAAAAAAUGAUUAAGACGCGCAUUGAGACGUAUCAAAUUACGGCUCAGUUUGGUAACUUAAUUUAGAAGUUGGAAAAGUUCUGGUCUGAUCCCACCAAUAGGAUGCGGAAGAGGGAAGGGGAGGGGACACGGAACGCGGACAAAAAAUUUCCUCAUAGCCAGUGCUUCCUCUAAGUAGUGUAUCAUUUCUCACAGUGCGCGGACCUGCUGUGGGCAACUUCGAGGCACCGCAGGAGUUUUGGACAGCUGGCAUUUGUGGACUGGGGAAGCCCAAGACUUUACAUGGGCUGUGCGUAAAAAUGCUCUAAUUUACCCUCUCUCUCUCUGGAUUAAAUCCGUUCUUAAGACUUUCUCUCGCCCAGCCUACUCAUGUUUAAAAUGAAUGAAGAACGGGAGAAGGGUCUCGGCGAACAACCAUGCAGCCCCUCGGGGACUGCUAGCUCCAUGUCCCAAGUUGAUCUGGAUUCAGACGCGCCAUCCAGUCCGACGGAGUCCGACGGACAAGGGCCGGUCCAGCAGCAGCUGGCCCGAGGCGAGAAGGUGGGCGGCGGGGAUGAGGACGAGCGCUUUCCCGUGUGCAUCCGCGACGCAGUGUCCCAGGUGCUAAAGGGGUACGACUGGUCGCUGAUUCCCAUGCCCAUGCGCGGAAGUCGCUCACUGAAGGACAAGCCGCACGUAAAGAGACCCAUGAACGCGUUUAUGGUGUGGGCACAGGCCGCCCGGAGGAAACUAGCGGAUCAGUACCCUCACCUCCACAAUGCCGAACUGAGCAAGACGCUGGGCAAGUUAUGGCGACUGCUCUCUGAGAACGAGAAAAGGCCUUUCGUGGAGGAGGCGGACAGGCUGAGGGUGCAGCACAAGAAGGAUCACCCGGACUACAAGUACCAGCCCCGGCGGCGGAAGAGUCUGAAGCCGGGCCAGAGUGACCCGGACGCGGGGACCGAACUGGACCAUCCCCAUAGCGACCAGCUGUACAAAGGCGAGGUGGGAGUGAGCAGCCUACAUUUAGGCAUAGGAAGCCUGCAUCACCCACACGACCAUUCAGGUCAACCUCACGGGCCACCCACGCCCCCCACCACGCCCAAAGCUGACCCGAGCCACGGCGGGAAGCACGACUUCAAGCUCGAGGGCCGACGCGGUCUGGAUGGCGGCCGUCAGAACAUCGACUUCAGCAACGUGGACAUAUCAGAGCUCAGCACCGACGUCAUCAGCAACAUGGAGACCUUCGACGUCCACGAGUUUGACCAGUAUCUGCCCCCUAACGGCACCCACGCCGUCCUCUCGGAUCACCAGGGACACGGGCAGAGCGCAGCCGGUGCUGGGUCGUUCGGUUCUUUCGGUCACGGCCACAGCGGGGCCGCCUGGGGCCACAAGGGCCCCGGGUCAGCUGGGUGUGUCAGCGGCAGCGGUGCCGCUCAGGCGAGACCACAAAUUAAGACGGAGCAGCUGAGUCCGCGACAUUACGCAGAGCAGUCCAGCACCUCCUCCUCCUCCCCUCAGCAGAACCUGGGCUCUUACGGCACGCAGACGUGCACCUCCUCCACCACCUCCUCCUCCUCCUCCUCUUCCUCCUCUCUGGCCGCCUCCUCAGGCGAUUACACCGACCUCCAGACCGCCAACUAUUUCACGGCGUACCCCGGCUAUCCGGCAGGUAUCUAUCAGUACCCCUACUUCCACUCCUCUCGGCGGCCGUACGCCUCUUCCAUUUUAAACAGCCUCUCCAUGCCCCCGGCACACGGUGGCGCAUCAAACUGGGAGCAGCCGGUGUACACCACCCUGACCAGGCCGUAGGGGACAUCCACCCACCCACCGGUGUACACCACCCUGACGAGGCCCUAGAGGACACCCACCCACCGGUGUACACCACCCUGACGAGGCCAUAGAGAACAUCCACCCACCGGUGUACAUCCACCCUGACCAGGCCCUAGGGGACAUCCACCCACCGGUGUACACCACGCUGACCAGGCCGUAGGGGACAUCCACCCACCGGACUCAUCUUCCACGGACUCUGGCCUAACACACACAGUGUAACUCAAUGGACUAAAGUUAGACUACAGUUACUUCUUGACAGACGCUCACAAACUUGAAGAUGAUGGAAAUACAAGUCUUUGUUUACAUAGUAGGGUUAACAUUUACACAAAUACUCUAUGCGCAUCGCGCACAGGAGUAAUGUGUUAUUUUUUUUUUACUCUUGUGUUUUUACUAAUUAACCAUUCAGUUGGUUCAAGUAGCCUAUCUGCAGAUGUUGUAACAAAACAGAUUUUUUUUUUUACAUUUUAGUACCAGUGAUGAUUACAUUUGAACUGUUAAAUUCCAGGCCAUAUUGUGGCAUAUUUCUUAACAUACCACAGACAUUGGACUCCCUAUCACUCGUGACAGACACACACACUCAGUGUGAGGUUGUGUUUCUUUGACUGAAGGAGUGAAUGGACUAAAGGCAUGUGCCCGGGCCUCCGCACCAGACCAGACUGGACACAUGAUUUAUGCGCUCUUGAAGAUAUGUGUUUCUAUAUUUCAGUUGCUUGGCUUUUAUGUUUUUAUCUUAAAAAAAAUCUGAGCAUUUGUGAAUGAAUUUUUGACAGGCAGGUGAGUCCUGCUUUAUUUCAACUGGAUUUAAAAUAUGCUGGCCGUAUGAUAUCCUUCGAUUCUAUACAACUAUGUGUCUUAAACUUUACUUUGUCUAAAAACUGUUUAUUGAUGGUUAUUUUCACAUCUCACACUUUAAGUCAGCAGUCAAAAUCACUUAAUCCUUCUCUGGUAGAUGACUAGUUCCAGAAAAGAGGAAGGUGGUAGACGUAUACGAACGCUGAAAUAUUAGAAACAGUAGUAGCAGUAGCAGCAGUAGUAGUAACAGUAGCAGCAGCUGU